Molecule: messenger RNA, 6090 nt
Organism: Macrosteles quadrilineatus (aster leafhopper)
Lineage: Eukaryota; Metazoa; Arthropoda; Insecta; Hemiptera; Cicadellidae
Product: mRNA (2'-O-methyladenosine-N(6)-)-methyltransferase-like
Exons: 14
Coding region: 113-2254 (713 amino acids)
Cellular component (GO): nucleus
Molecular function (GO): RNA polymerase II C-terminal domain binding; mRNA (2'-O-methyladenosine-N6-)-methyltransferase activity
Source: RefSeq, a predicted model, not a curated record
GCGAAAAUGGCGUCGUCUCUAGUAACUCUACGUUUGGGCGGUUUAGAAAUUGAUGAAUGAAUUCGUAAUUGCGCUCUUUUUUGCUGUUAGUGUAUCAUAAUAUUUGACCGAUAUGAACGAGAUGAAGCAGGAGAUGUCAGUGGCUAGCACAUCAACAUGGGAUGCGGGACCACACGAGACAAUGCCCACGAUGCCAAUCCUGGUCCCCACACCUAUAAAGAUGGUUCCUCCCCAUCACCACCCACCCGUCCCACUCGACCAUCACGUAAUGCCGGUUCCACUCAUGCCGCAAACUCCCCAUGGGAUGCCUGUACCCGGGCCCUUCAUGGAAGACUUGCCACCUGAGCUUGUGCAGCAGGGGUGGAAGAAGUUGUGGAGCAAACGAGAGAAUCGUCCGUACUUCUGGAACAAACUUACAGGGGUCUCUCUAUGGGAGAUGCCUAACAACAAGCCACAGUUUGAUCCGAUCACGGACCCUUUGGGCAUAAGUGGACCAGGAGCGAUGAUCAAUGGACCACCCAUGCCUGUCAAACGAAGGGCCUCUGAGGAAGUGGUGGGCAGUCCUGUAGCUAAGAAGUUUAUUCUUGCGGGACCUUGGGACUUGGAGAUAUCUACGAAUGUCAUUAUCUACGAGAGGCCCCCAAUAGUCAUCCCUCAUCCCCAUCCUGAGGUAGAAGCUUUCCGCUGUUCUUUACUGACCAAACUACGCAACUGCUAUCAGGAGCUCUGUCACUCAAGGGAAUCCAUAGAUGCACCAAAGGACUCGUUCAACAGAUGGUUGAUGGAACGCAAGGUUGUUGACACAGGUACAGACCCACUGUUGCCAAGCCAGUGUUAUCCUGAAAUAUCUCAGUGCAUGUACAAGGAGAUAAUGAACGACAUUCCCAUCAAGCUGGUGCGACCAAAGUUCACCGGAGACGCUAGAAAGCAACUUUCAAGAUACGCUGAAGCCGCAAAGAAAAUGAUCGAGUCCAGGAACGCCUCACCAGAAAGUCGCAAAAUUGUUAAAUGGAACGCGGAAGAUACGUUUCAAUGGCUUAGGCGGACAGUGGGAGCAACAUACGACGACUUUCAAGAGAGGCUCGGCCAUCUCAAGAGACAGUGUCAGCCACACUUGACAGAAACGGUGAAAGAUUCAGUGGAAGGAAUCUGUCUGAAAAUUUACCUCCUGUCUUGUGAAUACGCCAAGAAGGUUCGGGAAAAACAUUAUGAACUGUUAAAGGAUAAUGGUAUACCAGAACCAACACCACCCCAGCACAUGGCCAAUGUUCGCAAGGUCUGGUGCUACCCUGUACAGUUCUCCACACCCUGUCCUAGACUACCGACCAUCGACUACCUGCCUGAGAGAGACCAGCCGCUAUUGAGGUUCCAGGGUGACACAGUCAGCAUCAACACCACCCACUUGCACAAACUGGAACAGCUGUACAGGUUCAGCUGUUUUGAUGACAAGAAGUUUGAGCUGUUUCUGCCGCGGGUAUGGUGUCUGCUCAAGAGAUACAGCACGUUUGUUGGCCAUAGUGAGGCGACGCAGGCAGCUCUACCGGUCACUGUGCUGGAGAGUCUAAACCGCAUGUUUGGAGUGACAUUUGAGUGCUUCGCCUCCCCGCUCAACUGCUACUUCCGCCAGUACUGCUCUGCGUUUGCAGACACAGACUCUUAUUUUGGCUCCAGAGGUCCACUGUUGGAGUUGAAGGCAGUCAGCGGAUCUUUCAUAGCCAACCCUCCUUAUAGUGAAGAACUCAUGGAGGCCAUGGUCAGCCAUUUUGAGAGGCUGCUAUCCGACUCAAAUGAGCCGCUGUCGUUUGUUGUAACACUGGCUGAGUACAGAGACCCUCCACCAGGGGCACUGCUGAGGCUCGAGGCUAGUCACUUCAAGAGGAAGCAGGUUGUGGUGCCUGCGUUUGAACACGAGUACCGCCACGGCUUCCAACAUCUGGUCACCAAAGCUGAACUGAACGUCAGAUCGUCUCAUGGUACACUGGUAGUGUGGCUGCAGAAUAACGCAGGGUUCCAGCGGUGGGGGCCUACUGAGGAGAGGGUGGAGGCACUGCUAGACGCAUUCAGACCGGGGAAGGAGAGAGAGAGGGAUAGACAAGAGUUACUCUCCCCACAGAGGACAGAUCCUCCACCACCAGCACCCACUGACAAGUUGCCUCCACCUAAACCUGCUGAUAAAAUUAGCCCCGGACCAGGAUUUGAGGUUCUGCCUCCUCGAAGAGGAAUGCCCACUCCUCCUCUAAAUGUUAAGAACUGAACCAACUCAGCUGCAAGCUACUUGCCAUGAGACACACAGUCACUGAGAGGGUUGUCUAAUGUCUAGGCUAGCAUAGGUUUGGUUAUGCAUUUAAAUCAAAGUAGGGUUUUAAAACCAUCCUGUAGCUGGAGAUUGAGUCAGAGGCUGAGUGAUUUACCUUACAUUCUUUUCCCAUUAAGUUGUCAUGAUAUGAAGCUUAAUAUGAUAAAACUACCCAGAGUUUAUAGCAAGCACUCAAGCCCAGAACUGUUUUACACAAUCAUUAAAUCUGGUAAAGCCCAUGGAGGGUUGCAACAUUACCAUUUAGAUCAAAUCCAUUGGUGAUAAAAGCGAUUUUAACCCAGGACCUUGGCGGCCGAAGCUCCACCACUUAACUAGCUCGUUCCCUGGGUUUAUUGCUAUAUUUUAAUGUUGUUUGGCCUUAAUAAACAACAUGUUUAUGUUUUACGUAAGUUUGAAGCAUUGACAAAAAAUGUCUGCACUGACUGCAUAAGUCAUCAAGUGAGUCUUGUAAACCUCAAUGUAUACAUUAAGAUCAUAUUCAAUCCCUUAAUUUGUACUGUAAAUACUCAAGAGCAAUCUCUUUUAAUUUUGUCACUUUCUAUUUACUACUUCAAUGGUUUUCAAGGUCUGAAUGGUUAAGAAUAGUUUAGUUUGAACCUAAUUUGAAGACCUUGAAAAAGUGCAAGAAUAAUUUCUUUGGAUAUAGGCUUACAGAGGUGGUAAAAUAAAGGGGAUAUGGUUUUGCAGUGUAUGUUUGAUGAAAAUACAUUGACCAAGUUUCAUAGGCUCACAAAAGUUGUGAUCUCAUUUUAGCGAAUUUCCCAUAUUAGGAAAUUCAAGGAAUAAUUAAUUAAAGGAAUAAGGAAAUUAAAGGAAUAAGCUAUUACCCAUAGGUCUCAUGGUAAGACCUGGACCUGGGACCGAUUUACUUUUCUGUUUUGAGGUCCCCAAAGGCCAAAAACACCAUUCACUCAAAUUCAUCUAUAUUUUAGCGAAUUUCCCUAUAGGGGAAGUAGCUAUUACCGUAGGUGGCGUGGUAAGACCUAGGCCCGGGACUAACCUACUUUUCCAUUUUGAUGUCCCCAGAGGCCAAAAACCCCAUUGGUUCAAAUUUUUACAUAUGUAUGUAGAGAUUUAUAUAUAUAUGUGUCCGUAAACACGAUAACUUGAGUAAUUUUUGUCCGAUUUUGAUGAAAUUUGGUUUGAAGGUCUAAGGCGGGAUAAACUUGAAUGAGUUCGCGAACCAGCAUGAUCGUACCAUGGGAACGACAACAACUAAACAGUUUACAACAAGUAAACUGCUGUAGUUUGCUUGUUUAUGAAGAGAUUUGAAUCAAAUUUGGAAAAUGCAUUUAUUUCUUUCUAAACUAUUAACAUAAAAACAACAAAUUUUUCCCCGGGACGAAAAUGAUAUAAUUUAUCAAGAAAAAUGGCAAAAUGUUAACUUAAAUACUCUGUCUAUCUCGCCCGGUCACUACAGAACACUUCGACAAAGUACAACCAACUGUCGUUACACGACAGUGUUAGCAGUUUCAGCUUUUCCCAAUGGGUGAAAGCACGUACUGGGUCAUCACUUUUUGUGUCUACAAUAAACUGCAUUAAUGUCGUCACACGACGGUGCUUGUAGUUUUGACUUUCCCCGAUAAAUGACAGCAUCAGCACGUAAUGGGUAAAAAAUUUUUUAUUAUUUUUCCGUUUCGGAUUAAGUCAAUCAUAUUGUUGAGUGAGGAUGUAUUAUAUUAUGUUAUUAAUAUUUAUGCUAGGGUCUAUUCUUAAAAGUUAAUUUUUGUUAUACAUUUUAAUUUACAUGUUGAUAUUUUUAACAUUGGUCUUAUAGGUUGCCAUGCUAGUUACAAAAAGGAAAAAAUGUAAGCAAAUGAUUCAUAAAAUAUCCUAUAAGCCAGCUUGUAUUCUAGCUAAUUACAAAAUACAGUACAAAAGAAAGGAUAUUUGGAUGAUAACUAUUGGACAAGUAACACACAUGAAGUGUAUUUCUGAGGAUUAGUAUAAUAAUAUGACUGUUUAGAUAUGUAGAAUAUUUUAUAGCAAUACAUCAUACACUAAUUAAUAUUGAAAUAAGAAUAUUCUGAUUACGUGCCAUUUUGUUCUCACUGGGGCGCAGAGCUCCAUGAUCCAAUUGCUGCAAUUUUCUGAGAUCUUUGUGAUUAAUGUGUUGCAAAAAUACCAGUAAGUAAAUGGUUUUAAAGACCAUUAGUUUGUUGUUGAGCUUUGUUCAGGAAAAUAUUAGUAUAUACCUUUCUAAGAUCACAUUGUAAAUCAAUAGUUUUAUGAUUCAUUUUUGUUUAAGGGAUUGAAUAUUAAAUACUUAGGUGAUACUCAACCUUGCAGAAUUAUUUUUAAAAUCAAAUAAAACACAACAAUCUACUUGAGCUCUUCAAUCCUUGAAUUUGGUCAAAUAAAACUGUAAAUAUAAUAGUUCUUGUAUGUUAGGGUUUUUGCUGUUAAAUUAUAAUUUGCCUACCUACCAUAUUUGUUGUAUGCAAGUUGUUUAGUUAUAACAAAAUACACCCAAUAUGUUUAAUUAUUACUAGUGAUGGUCGGAUCGGGAUAUCGGACUACCAGAUCCGCCGGAUCUGAGGUAGAACCAUUGCCCGAUCGGAUCCACAAAAAAUCGGAUCUUGGGCUAGAUCCGGUUUUAUUGGAUCCAAGUUUUUUUUUUGAAUAAAUUUUUUUUAACUUUUAUAAAAAAAAACUUAAUUUUAAAAGUAAAAAAAAAAUCUUAUUAAUUUUUUUUUUAUUCUAUUAACACAAAACGUCCUUUAUAAAGUACAAUUCAUACAUAAGAACAGGUGUUUUGUCACAGUGAUGUAUUUUAUAAUAAAAUUAAUAGUGACUAUCUGUGUCCAUAUAUAAGACAAUCUGUGUCCAUGUACAAGAUUAUCAGAGUCCAUGUACAAGACUAUCUGUAUCCAUGUACAAGACUAACUGUGUCCAUUAAGACAAUCUGUGACCAGAUACAAGACUAACUGCAUCCAUAUAUAAGACAAUCUGUGUCCAUAUACAAGACUAUUAGAGUACAUGUACAAAACCAUUUGUAUCCAUGUACAAGACUAACUGUGUCCAUAUACAAGACAGUCUGUAUCCAAAGAUAGUCCUGUACCUCGAUGACACACAGACAGUCUUGUAUAUGGACACAGACAGUCUUUUAUAUGGACACAGUCAGUCUUUGACAUUACCUUACCCAUAUGAGUUGUUGACGUUGACAUAUACUAUCACAUUACCUAGCCAUAUGAGUUAUUUAAAAAACCCGUCCUUUAAAAAAAAGAAGAAAAAACGUAUAUGGAUCUGGUACCGACAUUUUCUUGGAUCCGCCCAUCACUAAUUAUUACUGCAUAUUUAUUUCAUGUGUUAAAUUUAAGAUAAAGACAAUAUCUUACCUACUUGUAUAAUUUUGUGAGUUUUGCUUUUAAAAUCUUUAAAAACGCUUAUGAUGCAUAAAAUAGGUAUAAUCUGCAAGGAAAGGUGUAGAAUUGCUGCAUGUUUUUUUUUUUUUUUUUUUUACUUGUUUUCGGCUUUAAUGUGGUGGAUUAAGGAUAUAAGUUAUUCUUAAAUAAAUUUUAAAAUAGUUGUAAUUUGUUAACAUCAUUUAAGAUGAUCUCAUUUAAAGUUCUCUAUUGACUCAAAAGUAUUCUUGUAAAUAUUAUAAAAACUAUAUAUAUAUGUUAUUGUAUAAAAGAGUGUUAUUGUAAAUAAAGUGUUAUUGGUUAAGAUGUACAAAAGUAACUGGUUCACCACCAGUUUUGUCUGUAUUGUGCAAUAUUUGUCACAGGAAAUAUAAAAUUUUAUCACAGAUAUUAAUUAAAGUUAUAUUA